Molecule: messenger RNA, 3969 nt
Organism: Symbiodinium pilosum
Lineage: Eukaryota; Dinophyceae; Suessiales; Symbiodiniaceae
Source: the annotation of a GenBank genome assembly
AUGUCUCAAACUUUGUUAAGCAACUGGUCUCGCCCCGUCUUCCUGGGCUUGCUGGGACUAUUGCUGCUGUCACCCCUUUUGUUGCCCUAUACGGUCACCGCAAGCGAGCGCGUGUUGACCAUCGGCAACGCCGGCGAGCCGCAGACUCUGGAUCCACACCGCUACAACCUGCGGCUGGAAGAAACGCUAUUAAACGAUCUGUUUCUCGGGCUGACCACCUUCAACGCUGCCGGCGAAAUCGUACCAGGGGCAGCGCAGUCCUGGCAGACCAGCGAAGAUGGCCUGACCUGGACCUUCACCCUGCGGGACAACCUGAAGUGGUCUGAUGGUCAACCGUUAACCGCAGCAGACUUUGUUUACGCCUCACAGCGGCUGCAGGAUCCUGCAACGGCGGCAAGCCUUGCCUACUUCAUGUACAUGGUCAAGAACGCACCUGAGGUGAACCGGGGAGAGCUGCCGGUCAGCGCGCUGGGCGUUUCAGCACCAGAUGCGCGCACCUUUGUGAUCGAACUGAGCCAACCAUACCCCUAUCUGCUGGAACGCCUACUCUACCCCACGGCCUUCCCCGUGCCACAACAUGUUAUCGAAACCCAUGGUGAGGACUGGGUGAAACCCGCCAACUGGGUAAGCAACGGCGCGUAUAAGCUGGCGGAUUGGCAGCCGCAGGCUUUUGUGGAAAUGCAGGCAAAUCCACAUUUUUAUCAACCGGCGCCCAUCGAAAACGUCCGCUACCUGCCCGUGGUGAACGAACAGAGCGCGUAUAAUCGUUUUCGCAACGAGGAACUACACGUGAUUGGGUCGUUUCCUGUGGGCGAACUUGACCGCGUCAAAACCAGCUACCCCAACGAGCUACAUCUAUCCGACCUUCUCUCGAUGAUGUAUCUGGUAUUCAAUACCGAAAAAGUGCCUUUUAAUGACACCCGAGUCCGACAGGCACUUACGCUGGCAAUCGACCAGAAUAUUCUGACUGACAAGGUGCUGCGCUCUGGCAACAAGCCGGCCUACAGCUUUGUUCCGAACCUGAUCGCAGAUUAUCAAACCACACCCCUGCCGCAUAUCGGAGAAGCCAGAGAAGAACGGCUACAGAAAGCUAAAGCGUUGCUGAGCGCUGCCGGUUACAACACAUCCAACCCUUUGAAGUUAACACUCCGUCAUGUCAGCGGUGCAGAAGGGAAAAAGGUUAACCUGGCGAUUACCGGCAUGUGGCGCCAGAUUGGUGUUAUCGCGAAUCUACAGCAGGCUGAGCUACGCAACCAUUUUGCGGAUCUUCGUCAAGGUGACUUCGACGUCGCCUGGGCGGGUUGGGUGGGCGAAAACAACGCAGAGCACUACCUUACGCUGCUGCAAUCAGAUAUCGGCAACGUCAACUAUGGCCGUUUUGCUGACCCCAGGUUCGAUGACAUGAUCAAAGCCGCGCAACAACUUGCCGAUGCAGCAGAGCGUAAUGCACAGCUGGCAGCUGCAGAAGCUUAUGUCGUCGAAUCUUACGCGGUUGUACCGUUGUAUACGGUAAGUGUGCGACGGCUUGUUUCACAACAGAUAUCCGGCUGGGAAAACAACCUGCGCGACGUGCAUCAGAUCCGGUAUCUGCCAGCAAUGACCAGCUACAUCCUGAAACGCCUGUUAUUUGCUGGUGCAACACUGUUUGUCAUCAUCACCGUGGUGUUUUUCCUGUUGCGCCUGGCGCCGGGCGGUCCAUUUGACGGGGAGCGCCGUCUGCCACCAGAAAUCGAAGCCAAUCUCAAAGCGGCCUACAACCUGGAUGCGCCGCUUAUUUCUCAGUACGGCCGAUUUAUUUUCAAUCUGACGCAAGGGGAUCUGGGACCAUCAUUCACACAGAAAGAUUUCGAUGUGAACGAACUCAUCCGUGCGGGUUUACCUGUGAGUCUGAUGUUAGGCCUGGGCGCCCUCGCCUGCGCACUGCUGUUGGGGUUAUCCAUCGGUAUUGUUGCCGGGCUUAAACCCGGAGGUUUAUUAGAUACGUUGCUGAUGGCAGUGAGCAAUUUAAACAUUGCCGUACCGACCAUUGUUGCCGCACCGCUGAUGGUGCUGCUGUUCAGCGUCACGUUAUCCUGGUUCCCGGCCGGUGGUGCCGACACCUGGUGGCACUUUGUCUUACCCGCCCUGGCGCUGGGUCUUCCACUGAGCGCUGAGAUUGCGCGGAUCAUGCGCGGUGGCAUUGCCGAAACCAACCUUGAACCGUUUGUUAAAACAGCUAAAGCCAAAGGCCUGACAAAAACCAGAAUCGUGUUUAUGCACCUUCUGCCCGCCGCGUCGAUCCCCUUGUUAUCCUUCCUGGGGCCAGCUAUGGCGGGGCUGCUGACCGGCUCGGUAGUUGCAGAACAGAUUUUCGAUCUUCCCGGCAUCGGUCGUUACUACGUUCAAGGUGCCCUGAAUCGCGACUACACGCUGGUCAUGGGCGUCACCAUUGUCUAUUCCUUUGCCAUUCUGUCCUUCAACCUGCUGGUCGACGUGGCGUAUGGCCAACAGUUUUUCAAGUCUUCGCCGCUGGUCAUCAUUGCCGCAGCGCUAUUGCUGCUGAUGCUCGCUGGCGCUGUUCUGGGACCGGUGAUCAGUCCGUGGGACGGUGAAGCAAUGGAUUUUGAGGCCUUGGAAGCACCACCAUCCCUCAGCCAUUGGUUUGGUACCGACCAGGUUGGCAGAGACCUUUUUGUACGCACUAUGGAAGGGGCCCGCGUAUCUUUUCUGGUGGCCUUCAUCGCAGUAACUGUGAGUCUUGCAAUCGGUAUACCCUGGGGGGCAGCGGCCGGUCUUGCCGGUGGUCGAAUAGACCAGCUGAUGAUGCGCUUUGUAGAUGGGAUGUAUUGCCUGCCGGGCAUUCUGAUUGUCAUUCUGUUAGUUGUCUUGUUUGGUCGGAAUCCCUACCUGCUGUUUGCUGCUUUGGGCGCCAUCUCCUGGCUGACCAUCGCCCGCAUCGUACGCGGACAGACGCUACGUCUGCGCAAUGCGCCAUUUAUAGAAGCCGCCAGAGCAAUGGGACUAUCUACGCCCUACAUCCUGCGUAAACAUGUCAUACCAAACGUAAUUGGCCCUGUGAUUGUCUACACAACGCUGGCCAUACCGGCUGUCAUUCUGGCUGAAAGUUUUAUCAGCUUUCUGGGUCUGGGUAUCGCCGAACCACAAACCAGUUGGGGUGUGCUGGUCUCGGACGGCACCGCAGCCAUGGAAUCAGGCUUCUGGCGAUGGGUCGAUCUGUGUGACAACGGCGGCGUAGAUUCUAUCUGGCAGAGUGAUCGCAUUAUUGAUGCGGCACCCAACCUUGAAACCAUGAGCGUUAUGGCCGCACUGGCCGGCGGCAGCAAGAAACUCAAGUUCGGUAUGAACGUCGCAAGCCUGGGUCUGCGCAACCCGGUGCUGAUGGCCAAACAGUGCGCCACCAUCGAUGUUCUCAGCGACGGCAGACUGCUACCCGCCUUUGGCGUCGGCAGCGCCCUCUCCAAAGACUUCACUGCCACCGGCACACCCACCAGAGGUCGCGGCAAACGCACGGACGAAGGCCUGGAAAUCAUGUCGCGCCUGUGGCGUGAAGAUAACGUGGAUUUUGAGGGGCAGUACUAUCAGCUCAAAGGCGCCACGAUAUCUCCCAAACCCGUGCAACAGCCCAUUCCUUUAUGGACAGGCGGCUCAGCACAACAGGCGAUUGAACGCACCGCCAGGUGGGCCACGGGCUGGCAGGCCGGCAUAGAAACCGCUGCGGAAAUAGCACCUGUCAUCAGCGCGAUCAAAAGCCGCGCAAACGAACUUGAUCGGCAUAUUGAUGAUGACCAUUUCGGCGCGGGCUUCGGCUUCCGCUUUGGCAGAGCAGAUGAACCUAUUGUUGAACGUUAUCAGACGCUGUUAAGCAAACGCCUGGGUAAACCCGCCUCCGGGUACAGUGCGGUAGGCGAUGUCAGCGACAUGAUGGCGCUGGUGCACGACUUCCGCACGGCAGGCGCACCGAAGAUAUGA